AUAAAAGUUCUUUCACUUCCGAUUUUACCUUCGUUGCUCUAGGGUUUUGUACACCAUCUCGCCACAGCAGCUGAUCAGCUAGCCGCCGCGAACUUCAGCCGCCACCAUGGGUCGUAUGCACAGCAGAGGUAAGGGUAUUUCAGCUUCGGCACUUCCGUACAAGAGGACGCCCCCGAGCUGGCUCAAUAUCUCAUCCCAGGAUGAAAAAGGUAUGACUAUGAAGGGGAAAGGAACGAAAAGGGAAUCUUCAUCCUCCAAUUUGGAUUCCCAGGAACCUAGAAUGGACAUCAAGUCCAUCAUGAAAGAUAUUGAAUUUUUGGGUUCCUCACACAUGACAUGGAAACAGAAAAAGGACUUGGAGAAUAAGAAGGUAGUGUCACUCGGUGGAAAGCCUCCAAAGAAACAGAGGUUACCUCUUAGUGUUGCUAGAGUUUCAAUGAAGAAUCAAAAGGAUAGAGAAGAGAAACUGAUUCAAGAGAGAGCUAUACUUGGAAGGUUUGGAGCAUACAGUAGCAGUAGUUCCAAGAAGGUGCUAGAGAGGAAACCAGCAGAGGACAGAAUUCUGAAGUCGAUGCAAGGCGAUUUCAAAAAGGGGGUUCUCAAUGUCGGGCAUCUGUUGAAGCCCUCAGCCCCUGAAGCCUCUAACUACAAGGGCAGGCACCCUACAAGUAAAGGGAAGAAAAAGAAAGAUAGCAAGAAAAGUCAUGGCAAGAGAAAGGGUGGUGGUGGUGGUGGUGGUAAGAGGCGUCACUAGGAAUAUAUCUCAAAGUGACUACUCUUCUUUUAAAUUUCUUCGCAUUUCUGAACCCGGCUAUGACUGUAACUGCAGAACCAAGCUUGUAGAACAUAUAUACAUUCAUGCCUUGUAUCUGUUGGUAUGCUCAGAUUUGUUUUGUUGCUCAAUGUAGAAUGAAAUUUUGUGUUGCUAAUUUCUGAUAUAUAGUUUUCAGUUUAUUCUA
This is a messenger RNA of Salvia splendens (bonfire salvia), 959 nucleotides long. Its product is annotated as 40S ribosomal protein S13. The record is from RefSeq and is a predicted model, not a curated record. Gene Ontology annotation, cellular component: ribosome; nucleolus. The transcript is spliced from 6 exons. NCBI's taxonomy places the organism in Eukaryota, Viridiplantae, Streptophyta, Magnoliopsida, Lamiales, Lamiaceae. The coding region runs from base 107 to 754 and encodes 215 amino acids. Gene Ontology annotation, molecular function: structural constituent of ribosome. Gene Ontology annotation, biological process: maturation of SSU-rRNA from tricistronic rRNA transcript (SSU-rRNA, 5.8S rRNA, LSU-rRNA); translation.